Messenger RNA from Capronia epimyces CBS 606.96, 1356 nucleotides. RefSeq names its product ubiquitin-like 1-activating enzyme E1 A. The transcript has a single exon. Gene Ontology annotation, cellular component: cytoplasm; SUMO activating enzyme complex. Bases 1 to 1356 code for a protein of 451 amino acids. The record is from RefSeq and is a predicted model, not a curated record. Gene Ontology annotation, molecular function: SUMO activating enzyme activity. NCBI's taxonomy places the organism in Eukaryota, Fungi, Ascomycota, Eurotiomycetes, Chaetothyriales, Herpotrichiellaceae. Gene Ontology annotation, biological process: protein sumoylation.
AUGAACGGCGAACAUUCCCUGCCUGACGGGUCUCUUCCCAUAGAAAAUACCAACGAAGUUCCUCAACCAGCGGUCAAUGAUCCGAACGCUCCAAAUUUCAUCCCAUUUAUCCCUGCGGUUGGCAAUGGCUUCGUCCCAAUCCCAGACCCAAACUUCACCAACAUGACCCUCCCCCUCAAUGGUGUCCCGUCGCAAAUGGAUGCAAUGGCGCCCACACAAACCAUUUCCGCCGACGAGAUUGCUCUCUACGACAGACAGAUUCGAUUGUGGGGUAUGCAAGUCCAACAAAGACUACGUCAAGCGAACAUACUUCUUAUAGGCAUGAGAGGCCUCGGCAAUGAAAUUGCAAAGAACCUUGUCCUAGCAGGCAUCGGAACAUUGACUGUCUUGGAUCAUGAACUGGUCACCGGAGAAGACCUUGGGGUACAGUUCCUCGUCACCGAGGCUCAUAUUGGCCAAAAUCGGGCAGAGGCCGCUCUUCCAGAAUUGCAGAAGCUCAACCCCCGGGUCGAACUAUACACAGAUGCAGAUGAUAUUAAAGAGAAGUUGCCGGAGUAUUUCCAUUCCUUUGACAUCACAAUCGCGACUGGGUUGCCCGUGGACGUACUAUGCAACAUCAACAUGGCAUGCCGAGCCUAUGGUCGGAAAUUCUACGCCGCGGACACACAUGGCAUGUAUGGAUUCAUCUUUGCCGACCUCUGUCUUCAUGACUUUGUUGUUGAAAAGCCGCGCAGCAACAGACCUUCAAAGAUAGGCGACAUGGAGACACCCACACGAAGUGUGACUGCCGUCGACUCAAAAAGAGAGAAUCAGACCAUCACAGACAUCAUUGCGUACCAUGAGACUUACACGCCUCUGCGAUUGGCCAACCUAUCCCCUCUUCCCGCCAGGUCCAGAAACACUCGACGAAGCAAGAUGCGCGUGACACCUCUACUUUCAUGCUUACGAGCCCUAUUCGAUUUCCAGAGCCAGAGCGGAGGCCAUCUACCGGUGAUCCGGCGUCCAGCAGACUUGGCCAUGUUUACUCGACUUGCGAACCAGAAGCAUCUUGAACUUGAGUUACUCCCGGAGACUUUGAGAGCGGACUUCCUGCGCAGCUUCCUUCAAAACCUUGGAGCCGAAAUCAGCCCUGUGGUUGCGUAUCUGGGAGGGUAUUUGGCUCAGGAUGUCAUCAAUGUCCUUGGACAGAAAGAGGCUCCGCUUCAAAAUUUCCUACUUUUCGACGGCGAGGACUUUACUGCAACCCAAUACAGCUUGCAUCCUAUUAACGAUGACGCCAUGGCUAUGAUGAAUACGAAUGGACUUCCGAUGAUGCCUGGACCAGUGCCAGCGGAGGGACCAGUGACGGUCACUUGA